Lindgomyces ingoldianus is the source of this 1428-nucleotide messenger RNA. RefSeq names its product kinase-like protein. Gene Ontology annotation, biological process: meiotic recombination checkpoint signaling; protein phosphorylation. The record is from RefSeq and is a predicted model, not a curated record. The transcript has 6 exons. NCBI's taxonomy places the organism in Eukaryota, Fungi, Ascomycota, Dothideomycetes, Pleosporales, Lindgomycetaceae. The annotation marks the transcript as partial. Gene Ontology annotation, cellular component: cytoplasm; nucleus. Gene Ontology annotation, molecular function: ATP binding; protein binding; protein serine/threonine kinase activity.
CAUAUUGAAGUUCGAGGAAACGAGGAAUUCUAUCUCGGAAGAAAUCCUGCACUCUGCCGACAUCACUGGCUGGAUAGAUGCAUCUCAAAUCGACACCUUCGAAUACACUGCGUCUUAUACGAACAAGACCCUGUAGCCGGUAUUCCGCCUUUCGUCUACGCUACUGAUGUCUCGACCAAUGGCACUUACUUAAAGAAAAGCAAUACUGAAUGUGCGAGCUCUCAAGGCCCAUGGAUUCAGAUGGGUCGAAAGAAUGGCUCCUUUCUCCUGGAUGAUGGAGAUGAGCUACAGAUCUCAGACUUCGUGACGCUGAUCUAUUGCUCACUCGUUCCUGUGAAAGAAACUGAACUGAGCCCAGUGCAACAGCGAGAAAAGAAGCUUUUUGCGCCUCGAUAUCUGAUAACUGGUCGCGUUCUCGGCAUAGGCGGGUAUGGGAAAGUCAUGGUGGCUAUUAAACAGAAGACACAGCGCCAGCUUGCUUGCAAAGUCAUUGAUCUCCGUCAUCUAUAUUCACGUCUUCCGCUUUCCAGUUCAAAGUUGCCGACAUCAAACUCCGAGAGGCGAAAGAGAUGGCCAACGAGGGUGAACAAGUGCUUUCGAGAGUUUGACAUUCUAAAGGAUCUAAACCAUGCAAAUAUCAUCAGUCUUGAGAAAGUGUUCUGGAGUUCCAACAGCAUCUAUAUAUUCCAGGAACUUGUCACCGGUGGCGAUCUCUUCUCCUACAUCGAGUACAAAGGAGGCCGUCUUUGCGAUGUUGAGGCUGCCGUCAUCGUAAGGCAAAUCUUGAAGGGCGUUGAGUAUCUCCACGAGCAUGACAUCGUCCACCGAGACCUCAAGCCGGACAAUAUAUUGAUGACUUCCCUCGACGACGGAGCUCGGGUUGUUAUCACUGAUUUUGGGAAUGCCAGGUUUCUUCCAAGGGAGUCAAAUACGACAUCCUUUAAAGCAUCCCAGAAACAACGGAUGUACUCUCUUGCUGGGACGUAUGAGUUCACCGCACCCGAAAUUCACAAGGCCAACAAGACUAUCCCUGCUGAACAUGGGUACUCUAAGGCCGUGGAUAUGUGGUCAGUCGGAUCUAUUACCGUGGCCCUCCUUUCAGGUGAUGUUCUGUUCACCAAUCGAGCUCAUCCUGCGUAUGAACGAAACCCAGGCAAGGUCAUUCUCUCUCUUGCCUCCAAGUGCGAUCUCCGUAUUCUUGACGAUCAAUAUGAUCAAAUAUGGAGUAAGGUAGGGUCACGGCCGAAGGACUUCAUCAAGAGUCUUCUUAUCCUUCAGGAAGAAGAUCGCAUGUCAGCUACUGAAGCCUUAGCUCAUCCAUGGUUUUCGAACCAAUACCACGCUGCAGAAUUUGAUGCUCUUUAUGAGAGAGCAAUCCGAGACUGGCAGCCUCGCCGUAGAGUGUUCAGGUUGGUUGAAUCUAUCUCG